Molecule: messenger RNA, 1795 nt
Organism: Wyeomyia smithii (pitcher-plant mosquito)
Lineage: Eukaryota; Metazoa; Arthropoda; Insecta; Diptera; Culicidae
Gene: Mul1
Product: mitochondrial E3 ubiquitin protein ligase 1
Exons: 3
Coding region: 138-1151 (337 amino acids)
Biological process (GO): organelle organization; protein ubiquitination
Molecular function (GO): ubiquitin-protein transferase activity
Source: RefSeq, a predicted model, not a curated record
UAGUGACUAUAUAGUGCAUCGAGUGCAGCGGUGAAAUCAGUUUCAGACAGUUUGUGUCGCUUGUUUUCUUUUUUCAUUGAUAAAAAGGAAUACAACUUUUUCGCACUUUGCAAUUCAGGAAAGCACUGCAUUCGGCGAUGGAUUUUAUCCAAGAAGCAAUUUUUCUUGGAGUUGAUGCCCUGUUGCUGGGACUGUUUCUAAAAGAAUACAUUUAUUACAGGAAAGUAAGCUCGUCGCUGAAAGGUGCCCCGCAGCUUCCGAUAGAUGAAUCCUUGGUGAACAGUUUAAAAAAGAACGAUGGUAAAAUUAAAUAUGCCGUCAUUAGGGGUACCGUCACUCCCAUUGGUGCUGCACUUCAUAGUGUUAUGACUCCAUCCGUCACAGGUGUACUUCAGAUUAUGAAAUUGAAUGAACACCGCGUUGCUCGUGGAUUUGCAGGGUUCUGGGCCGAACAGCGUAAGUUGAUACACAUCUCCUGCAACGAAGUACCAUUCAGCUUGACGAACGGUAAGCUUGCUGUUGAAGUCAUCGACGGGCUAUCAGCUGAUGUCCUGGACAUGGACACAAUUUAUGAUAACUAUGAACCAGCCAGUUUGUCAUUUUUUGAUCACAUUUUUGGGUUCUUCUCUGGAGUUCGUCAGAAAGGAAUUCAAACGACCGAAGAAGUCUUGCGUGACGGUAGUUUUAUAACAGCUGUAGGAGAAAUCGAACUAGAUGGAAACAGUAUCCGAUUGCAGCCUUCUACGGUUGCACCUAUGUUCCUUACUACAGCUACAAAAAACACAUUGUUGAAAAGGUUUGAGGAAGCGAAAUCCUCGAUGCUUUUCAAAGUUAUCGUUUGUGGGACUAUAUCCGCGGUACUAAUUGGACUUAUUAGUAAAAAAAUUUACAAGCGCAAAAAGGUAGAGUGGGAAGAAAGGCGCGUACGAGAAAUGUUGGAAAAAUCUCGAGCACAACGCAGAGCUUUAGCAAGACAGCAGGUGUAUAAUGAUGAGCAGAAAUGUGUCGUAUGCGUAGAUAAUCCAAAGGAGGUGAUUUGUCUUCCAUGCGGUCAUGUUUGUCUUUGUGAAACGUGCGCAGAAAAAAUUAAGACAAGCUGUCCUGUUUGCCGGUCUAAGAUAGAAACGAAAGCGGCGGCAUUUAUAACGUGAAGUCGAAGAAAUUAGACGGUAUGUGUUAUACAGUUCAGUUGAUUUUUUGGCAAUACAUAACUAUCGCUGUCAUGCUUUGAAAUGCUUUUCAAUAACAAAUUUAUUAAAAAUUUUAUUGUAAAGAUUUUGGUCCUAAUCAUCCAUAAUCGAUUGGUACGCUCGUUGAUCGUCAACCAUACGCAAAAAAACGCAAUAUUUUCGCUCGUGAUAUUCACGGUUGCUAUCGCUCAUAUCUGGUUUGACAACCUCGGCCUGUCCUCCCAUCUUAGCAGCAGCGGUCUACAAACGUAUCUCUGUGAAAGCUGUCCAAAUAGCGGAUUUUAUGAAUACCAACCUCUAAGUCUACGUAAACAUUAGCAGCGCAGGCACCCAUAAUUGCGGACCCUAGCAGAACAGCUUCCGUUUCGAGAGGUAACAGCACCGGUACAGAGCAAAUGUCGGCGUGAGUUUGCACGAAAAGCGAGUUUUUGCUCAGCCCACCACAUAACAAGAUAGAUCGUAUUGAUUCUCUUCCAGAACGCGCCAAAACAUUCAUAAUGUGGCGAGUACCAUACUAAAAAAAUAAAAAAUUAUGAAAAUGUAUGCAAAUACAUUCGAAAAUCUGUAGAGAUGACAUUAAAAGUAAUCGUGUGGGUACAUUUCAA